AAUUUUUAUUUCCAUAAUUUUUGAGCCCGUCAAAUUUUCGAAAGAAUUGCGAAGGAACGCCUCUAGAACUGUUCUGCUCUUGCAUGAAUCUGUGAAGAAAAGUGUCCAAUCUGCGCUGCGAUUGGACAUAGAAUUUCCUUUUCAUCUUAUUAUGAUGUGUUAAUGGAUGCCCCAGCCGAAUCACCGCCGCCAUCGCCAUCAUCGUCGUCUUCGUCGGUAGAAAUUUCAAGGGGGUCCACGCCAUGGUACGGCGGACAUUGCGCGGCGGAGGUGGUGAUGAGCGAGGUUCACUUGGGCUGCCCCCCGGGCUUCUCUGGUCCCUACAUCACGCACUUCACUUUCGCCAUUCCACCUGGAGUUGAGCGUUUUGGGAGCAGAGACCUUGAUGUAGUUAGGGAUGAAGGUGCAUCAACAGAACAACCAAUCGGGUUGGACGAAGACGGCGAUCUCAUUCUAGCUAGACGCAGCGGAGUAUCUAAUCAGAUUUUUAGUGUGACCAUCCAGCAUAAUAUUACAUCAUCAAUUCCAUGUGUUGGUUUGCAGGUUUGGCGAGCAGAAUUGGUGUUAGCUGAUUUUGUGUUGCAUAAGAUGUUUACAUCAUCUGAGUUUGAUGGAAUUGUUUCAUUAGAACUGGGUGCUGGAACAGGUUUGGUUGGUAUGAUACUAGCACGUGUUGCUGAAACUGUGUUCCUAACAGAUCAUGGUGAUGAAAUUCUUGAAAACUGUGCAAAGAAUGUUAAGCUCAACUCUGGAAUCUUUGGCAACAAAUAUUCAGUUUAUGUGCGUGAGCUUGAUUGGAUGAAUUCAUGGCCCCCUAUAGUUAAUCUAGACAAUUCUUCUCCAUGUAAAAGGUAUUCUUGGACCUUGUCAGAAGUUGAGGAAGUCCAGAAAGCUUCUUUACUUGUGGCUGCUGAUGUAAUUUACAGUGAUGACCUGACAGAUGCGCUUUUCAGUACUUUGGAGAAACUAAUGUCAGAGGGCUUGGAUAAGGUGUUAUAUUUAGCUCUGGAAAAGCGCUACAAUUUCAGUCUCAAUGAUCUUGAUGUUGUUGCAAAUGGGUACUCAAAAUUUCAAAGUUAUCUGAGGGAGGAUGUUGGUAAGCCUGGAAGCUCAAGAAUAAUCUGGGGCUUCUGAAAAUGUUUCAUUAGCAUGCUUUGUGGGCAAGCGCAUCGAUGUUUCGCAGAUUCCUCAAUAUGUGAAAGAUUAUGAUAGAGGAUACGAUGUUGAAAUUUGGCAAAUUAAAUAUGACAAAAGACUCAAAUUUGUCGAAUGCUGUGACGGGCCACAGUGAUUUUUUUUUUUUUUUUUAAUGCAAGUUCUGUUUGUUUUGGAGCCAACAGUGAUAAUUUACAACCAGACAGCAUGCUCAUGGAAGAUCAAAAUUGGUCUUCAUUUUUAGUCAAUUUUGUUUUU
This is a messenger RNA of Malania oleifera, 1413 nucleotides long. RefSeq lists its product as uncharacterized. The coding region runs from base 163 to 1134 and encodes 323 amino acids. Gene Ontology annotation, biological process: protein methylation. Gene Ontology annotation, molecular function: protein methyltransferase activity. The record is from RefSeq and is a predicted model, not a curated record. Lineage: Eukaryota; Viridiplantae; Streptophyta; Magnoliopsida; Santalales; Ximeniaceae. The transcript is spliced from 9 exons. Gene Ontology annotation, cellular component: nucleus.